AUGCAAGCGAUCAUCCAACACUCUGGGCUGGAAACAUCCGUCGAAAACGUGACAGAACCUUUGCGGAGAGAUUCUUUGGAAAAGGGCGCGAAACUGACCUGCUUUCCAAGAUGGCGGCGGCUUUGCCUGAUAAGGACAUUUGUGGUAAUCGCAGGGGUGGGUGGUCUUUUCGUCAGUAUUUUACGUAUUUACAUCAGCUCUCAGAUUUCCACCAUCGAGAAACAGUUUGGCUUCAGUAGCGCUAAGAGCGGCUCAGUAAAGAUAGGCUACAACAUCGGAUACCUGAUUUUUGUGAUCCCAGUCAGCCAUCUUGGCUCCACCUCCCAUCGCCCCCGAAUCCUUGGCGCCAUUUACCUAAUGAUCGGCGUUGCUGGUAUCCUAGCCGCUGUACCUCAUUUCAUUCUAAAGCCACGCCAGUUCAGCCCGAGAUUUCUUAAUAAAUCCGACACUUCAGCCUGGGUCUUGGCCAUGUUAUGCCGUAAUGAUUCUCUACCAGCAAAUCUGACGGAUGUUGAAAACUGCGAGGCGCAACAGGGAAGCUCUCACAUUUCUGGAUCCUGGAUUGCCUAUGGUCUUCUGGCGGCUUCUUACCUUUUGCAAGGAAUGGCGAAUGGCCCCAGGACUUCGCUUCAGAUCUCGUAUGUGGAUGACAACGUUGAAAAACAUUCGACUGGGUACUUCGUAGGUAUAAUUACGUUUCUGAGCAUACUUGGCGGCGUUGCGGCGUUUUUGCUCGGGGGACUCUUUAAUCGACUUUACGUUAACCUGUAUGAUCCAGGAUUCGGUCCUAAAGAUCCCCGCUGGAUUGGUGCCUGGUGGCUGGGCUUUCUGGUUUUUGGGACAACGUCCGCCAUAUGGUCGGUUUCCUUCUUCUUCUCAUUCCCAAAACGCAUAAACACACACGAAGAAGGAAGAACAGAAAAGGCGGCAGUGAAGAAGAAGAAAAAGAAGAAGAGAUCUCAGCACAUGAAGGACUUACUACCAGCGCUUGGACGACUGGUAAAGAAUCCUGCCUACUGCUGCAAUGUCCUGGCCCAAACGUUAACCUCCUUUGCUCUUUGGGGAAAGAUCGCUUUCAUGGCAAAGUACAUAGAACUACAGUUCGGAAUACCAGUCUGGAAAAGCAAUGUAAUAGUUGCUAUGGCGUCGGCUGCAGUCGCGGAUAUCGGUGCUCUCACAGGAGGGGUGCUGAUAUCGAGGUUACGUCUUAACCCACUGAGUAUGUUUAAGCUGAUGACUGUAGCUAUUACCUUGUCUACAGCAGCCAGCGUGGGCACGACUUUGUUUACUUGCUCGGACAAGCUGGAGAUCGAUGUCUUAAAACAAAGAUGCGUUGAUAAAGAAGAUAAAGCCGUGGCCCUGGGCAGUAUGGCGUUUGUCAAGCGUGUGAUGGGAGAACUACCCAGCGGACCCGUCUUUGGGCUCGUCAUCGAUUCAACCUGUUCAGUUUGGAACCGGACGUGCGAGGGAACUGGAGCAUGCGCUCUUUACGACAACCAGUCAUUACGCUUUGGCUAUCUUGGACUAUGGGCAGGGUUGAAAUUCCUUGCAACAGUUGCCUCAGUCGUGGGAUAUCUCUUUGAACGGAAGCGCCUUGGUGGCGAUCGGACUGUGGAGAAAACUGAUGUGGAUGAGAAAAUGAUCAUGGACACUGCAGCCAUCUAG
Messenger RNA from Liolophura sinensis, 1665 nucleotides. RefSeq names its product solute carrier organic anion transporter family member 2B1-like. Gene Ontology annotation, biological process: transmembrane transport; sodium-independent organic anion transport. Lineage: Eukaryota; Metazoa; Mollusca; Polyplacophora; Chitonida; Chitonidae. Gene Ontology annotation, cellular component: basolateral plasma membrane. The record is from RefSeq and is a predicted model, not a curated record. The transcript is spliced from 7 exons. Bases 1 to 1665 code for a protein of 554 amino acids.